Molecule: messenger RNA, 144 nt
Organism: Parastagonospora nodorum SN15
Lineage: Eukaryota; Fungi; Ascomycota; Dothideomycetes; Pleosporales; Phaeosphaeriaceae
Exons: 2
Coding region: 1-144 (47 amino acids)
Source: RefSeq, a predicted model, not a curated record
AUGUCGUGCCGGCAGAUCUACCACGAGGUCGAGCACGACACCAUGUCUCGCAUCAACGACUACCUCACAAGUGCACGCUUCACACAUCUUGACUCAUCUUUCCGACGCGAUCAGCAUGCGCUUCAACGUCUCGGGGCUUUAUGA